Spea bombifrons (plains spadefoot toad) is the source of this 3227-nucleotide messenger RNA. It is a transcript of the gene SKI, whose product is annotated as SKI proto-oncogene. Gene Ontology annotation, cellular component: nucleus. Lineage: Eukaryota; Metazoa; Chordata; Amphibia; Anura; Pelobatidae. Gene Ontology annotation, biological process: negative regulation of BMP signaling pathway. The record is from RefSeq and is a predicted model, not a curated record. Bases 739 to 2859 code for a protein of 706 amino acids. Gene Ontology annotation, molecular function: RNA polymerase II cis-regulatory region sequence-specific DNA binding; SMAD binding; DNA-binding transcription factor activity, RNA polymerase II-specific. The transcript has 7 exons.
AGACAGUGCAUUAGCUAAGCAUUCAAGCACUCUCAACUGGGAAGCCAGUCUGUGUGCAUGGGAGUGCUGAUCCUCCACUCCCCAGGAACAAAAAAUCAAGAAUUACAAACCUACCAACAUGAGGACAAACUCUUAAACAACAAGAAACAAUCUAACCCUACUUGGAAAUUGUUAUAAUUCAUUUUUUUUUUUACAAAAAGAAACUCUGUUGCUGUUUUCUUCUGGAUUUGUUUCUUCUCAAGAGUGAAGAGUCAGAUCACCAGGUCUGACUUCUGUGAGAUCCAACCACCCCCACCCGACACCGUUUAUUGAUUGGGAAGCUAUGGACAGAAAUAAGGUGACUGUGGGGCAUGUAUAGUCCCCGUAAGUAGAAGCUGUGUUGUGACUUUAUCGGAGACAGUGCUAUUUUCAAAAAACAUUUUUUUUUAUAUUUUUUUUUUAUUUUUUUUUGGUGGGUUGGGAGGUUGCUGCAGAAGAAGUCAAGGAGUGGAGUCAGCUGAAUGAAGCAGUGUCACUGCAUUAGGACAGUUUUGGGAGAGUUUGGGGGGCCAUUUCUUGGAACCCUGUCUGAGGAUUGAGUCUGUGGGAACAGAUGGAGGCGACCAGGUCUGCUUAAGCUCUGGAUUAAAGUGCUGUUUGUUUUUUUUAAGUUUGAAUAUUUUUGCACAUUUUUAAAACAUUUUUUAAACUCUCCCCCCUGCAUUCUCUGGAUUUUUAUUUUGUUGAUUGGAAAUUUUUAUGAUGGAGACUGUGAGCAGGAGCAGCUUUCAGCCCCAUCCUGGUCUGCAGAAGACCCUGGAACAGUUCCACUUGAGUUCCAUGAGCUCCUUGGGCGGACCAGCUGCCUUCUCUGCACGCUGGGCACAAGAGAUGUAUAAAAAGGAGAGCGGUAAAGAACCAGAACCGGUGCUGCAUCUGCCUGUCCAGCCUCCCCCGGUCAUCCCUGGGGGACCCUUAUUUAUCCCCUCGGAUCGCUCUACUGAGAGGUGCGAGACCAUCCUUGAAGGGGAGACCAUCUCCUGCUUCGUGGUCGGUGGGGAGAAGAGGCUGUGCUUGCCGCAGAUCCUCAACUCGGUGCUGCGAGACUUCAGCCUCCAGCAGAUCAACUCGGUGUGUGACGAGCUGCACGUGUAUUGCUCCCGUUGCACAGCUGACCAGCUGGAGAUCCUCAAAGUCAUGGGCAUCUUGCCCUUUUCUGCCCCCUCGUGUGGCCUCAUUACCAAGACUGAUGCAGAGAGGCUGUGCAAUGCCCUACUCUAUGGGGGCACCUACCCACCUCGCUGUAAGAAGGACUUUCCGGGCACCUUGGAGCUGGAGCUCACUGAGAAGAGUUUCCGAGUCUAUCAUGAAUGUUUCGGCAAAUGCAAAGGCUUGUUUGUGCCCGAGCUAUACAUUAAUCCCAGCGCCCCAUGUAUCCAGUGCCUGGACUGCCGACUCCUGUAUCCACCACACAAGUUUGUGGUACAUUCUCACAAGGCGCUGGAGAACCGGACUUGCCACUGGGGUUUUGAUUCAGCCAACUGGAGGGCAUACAUCCUCCUGGCCCAGGAUUAUGGCAAUGAGGAGGAGCAGGCCAGGCUGGGCCGGCUGCUGGAGGAGAUGAAAGACAAGUUCGACUACAGCAACAAGUACAAGAGGAAAGCCAGCAGGAUUUCUUCUGAACUUGCUGCUAAGAAGACCAAAGUCGAAGACGCCAUCCACUCCCCAAGCUCCGCCGAAAAGGAUAAGCCAUCCAAUUGGUUACGGAACCUGUCCAGUUCUAACAAGAAUACCGGAUAUGCCCACUCUCGCCAGCGUCUUUCUGCGUUCCGGCCCUGGUCCCCCGCCAUUUCAGCAAGCGAGAAGGAGAUCUCUGCCCAUCUGCCAGCUCUUAUAAGAGACGGAUUCUACAAUUACAAAAGCUUUGAGAACCUGGUGGCCCCCAAUGUGGCCCUGGCACCCCCUGCCCAACAGAAAGUGAUCACAAGCCCACCGUGUGCCCCACCUGUGCCAAGAAGCCCCGCUCAGUCCAGGAAAAGGAGGCCAACAGCAGAAUUAACUCCAGUAAUCGAUGCACCAGCCCCUCCUGCCCCAGUCAGGGAGGAGGAGAAGGAGUCGGAAACAGAAAUAGAGGUUGAAAGCCGAGAGGAAUGUAAGUUUACCUCCUCGCUAUCUUCACUCUCCUCUCCCUCCUUCACGUCUUCGAGUUCUGCGAAGGAUCUGAGCUCCCCGGGCAUGCUCGCACCUACGGUGAUCAGCACUUCCUACGAAGUGGUAUCGCACAGCGAUGCUCAUAGCAGUGGACUGGAGGCAGAGUUGGAGCACCUAAGACAAGCUCUGGACAGCGGCCUGGACUCCAAGGAAGCCAAAGAGAAGUUCCUUCACGAAGUGGUUAAAAUGAGAGUAAAACAAGAAGAGAAACUUAAUGCGGCAUUGCAAGCCAAGCGAAGCCUUCAGCAGGAGCUGGAGUUCCUUCGUGUUGCUAAGAAAGAGAAGCUCAGAGAAGCGACAGAAGCCAAGCGCAACUUAAGGAAAGAAAUUGAACGUCUGAGAGCAGAGAACGAGAAGAAAAUGAAGGAGGCAAAUGAAUCGCGGUUACGUCUGAAGAGAGAAUUGGAGCAAGCAAGACAGGCCAGGGUGUGCGACAAAGGAUGUGAAGCCGGAAGGAUACGGGUCAAAUACUCUGCACAGAUAGAAGACUUGCAGACGAAACUUCAUCACGCAGAGAAUGACAGAGAACAGUUGCGAGCGGAUUUAGCUCACGAGAGAGACGCGAGAGAACAUUUGGAAAAAGUGGUUAAGGAUCUCCAGGAACAACUCUGGACCAAACCAAGCAGCCUUCCCAGCAGUGAACACACAAGGAAAGAUGUAGAGAACUAAAGCAAAAACAUAUAUAUAUACAUAUAUAUAUAUACAGAAUCAUAAAUACCUUAUCUACUCAUAUACAGAAUUCUACGUAUAUGCACAGGAAGGCGAGGAGAGCGAGCGAUGUAUGCAUGAAUUUGUGCAUGUGUGAGUGUGUGGAGUGUGUGCUCAAGGCACACACAAAUAUGAACUUUCUUACUAGUUGGAGAGAAAAUGUUACUCUAUACAACAGAAGCACUGAACUAUGCCUCUUUUGAACCUUCACAGCACAACAUCUUACUGUGCCUCAGAGUGUUUAUAAUCAGAGUCCUUUUUUGGCUCUCGUGAUAUAUAUAUAUCUAUAUAUAUAUAUAUAUUUUUUUUUUGUUUUGUUUUGUUUUUUU